UGGGGCGCUGCGUGGUGUGCCCAAGAGUCCCAUGAUGAACUGUUUACUUCUAGCAUGGGCCUCGGGCACAGGCUUCGAUAGUCACCGAUACCUGCUGCCAUCGUAGCUUUUGGCCCGCCGAUCGCACCUGCAGUCGCAGAUUAAGCGGCUCGCUUAUGUACUGAAACGCUGGCACAGCCUCUGCACGGAGCCGCGCUGUUGAUGCACGGCCAUGGCGUUCAUGGGAAAGUUCUCCAAGUGUCCGCUGUGCCACAAGGAGUUCAGCACGUCGGGCAGCCUGUCCAAGCACAAGCGACGCGUGCACAAGGUGAUGCCCGACCCGACGAAAGCGGCUCGAGCUGGCCGGGAGGUGAAGUGCGGGGAGCAAGGUUGCGCCUAUGUUGCCACAAGGCGCGACGACAUGCGCGAUCACUUGGUCGUCGAGCACGGCCACUCGCUGGUCGAGGUGCAGGAAGAGUUCGAGUCGAUGAGCGACUUUCGCGAGUGGAUGGACCUGGUGUCUCGCGCCAACCGUACGCAGUUCGCGGCGCGGGCCAGCGACACGCAGGCUCGGGCGACUGUCCAUCGCUACGUUUGUCAUCGCUCUGGUCUUAGCAACGUGAAGACUACGGCUCGACGGCGUAGGAUCAAAUCGCAGGGCUCGUGCAAGAUGGGCGGUUGGUGUACCGCGUACCUGAACGCCCGCGAGUGCCUGCUCACGGGGGCGGUGCGUGUCAACGGCUGUCUCACUCACUACGGUCACGACAUGGACGUCGUACACCUUCGCAUUUCCGCUGCUGACCGGCGCGCGAUUCUGGCCGAGAUUCGGCGCGGCGUGCCCUUUGACCGCAUCCUCGAGAACAUUCGCAGCGAUUUCCCGCAGGACGCGCGGGAAAUAACGCGCACGCACCUCAUCACGAUGGGCGAUAUCCGUAACAUCGCCGUCUCCGAAGGUCUGCUUUCUUGGAAGUUGGACGUGGACGACGACCGGAGUGUUCGCAAGCUUGCUGCGCGUUUUGCGGCCCAGUCGUACAGUCCGAUCCUUCUGUACAAAUCCCGGGGCGCGACCUCAGACGCCUCCGGAGACGCCGACGUCGCCGCUUUUCGGGGUUUGGCUGACGACGACAUGGCACUAGUGAUUCAGACGCGCUACCAGCGCGAUCUGGUCAAUGUGGACUCCGCGCUCGUUUGCGUCGAGCCUGUGACCGGCCAUAGCUCCGAGUACACGUUGCUUGCCCUUUUGGCCACGACAUCUGUCGGUGUGGUGGUUCCUAUUGCCUGGUGCGUCUGCGGAGCAGCCAACCCGGCUGUCGUUACUGCUUUCUUCGAAGCCGUCCGUCAGAACAUGGGCGACUUCACGCCGCGAUUCUUCAUGUCCGAAGACACCGACUUCUAUUUCGCGGCCUGGCUCGAAGCUUUCGGUGCCGAGCCACGGCCGCAGAAGAUUAUAUCUUCGUGGCACGUACAGCGUGCAUGGACUGAAGCCAUCAACACUUGGGUUCGUGGACGGGAGAAGCAGGCAGCUGUAACCAGGUCGCUAGACCUGCUAUUCAACCAGGAGUCUGUGGAAUCCUUUCAGAAAAUGCUGCGCCGUGUCAUAAGCAUGCUCAAAAUGGAUAGCGACACUGCCAGCUUUGGAGAUGUGUUUGAAUCCACCUAUGCUGGACGGCCGGAGCAGUGGGGAAGUUGUUUCUUCAGGGACCUUGAUAUCAACAUUGAAGACUUCCACACGUUGUUCAGGCGCAUUGCAAGCCGCCUAAAAGUGAAAAGAUUAGACAAGAUAGCCCAUAACCUGCUGCUUGCCUCUGAAUCCAAGCAGUACGAGAACUACAUGAAAGUUUUGCGUCAAACGCAGCCUGAGGUGGAAAGCUCAAAAAAGCAGAUGGGACCAGCUUCAAGUGACCUACUUGCUACUGAUUCUGAUGUAGUGCCGGUUGAGGUAAUGUCAGUCGAUGCAAUGAACAUUGUUGAAACUGUGUCUGUUGACACCAUCACCUUUGAAGCAAUGACAUCAUCUGGUCUGCCAGUUGAGGUAGUGCCUGUUGAAGAAGUGCAUAUAGAAGAGCUGCAAUCCGAGGAGCCACAAAUUGAGACCAUGUACAUUGAAGAGGUGCAUGCUGAAACGUCACUUAAUCUGGAGGAAUCUUCAGACACACAAGAUGCGCUGGAGCAUGAACAACCACUCUUGAAGCCAAAACGUCCUCGUCCUAGGUCUGCUCAUCAGAUGAAACUGAAAAUCGUGCAAGCACAUCAGGAUGCGUUGAACAUUUCUCCUGAACAGAUAGUUCAUGUUACUGACAACCAGUGGAGAGUAAAUGAUGGAGGUGUCAUCUAUGAUGUUAACGAGGUGCUCAGCUGCCGCAAGAUCAAUUGUCAACCUCGCUGCAAGCAAUGCAGUGCCUGCCUUCAUAGAUACCAUUGCACUUGUGGGAGUACGGACAUGUGUCGGCACAUCCAUGCAUGUCUCAUUCAUGCAAGUGAAAUCUUUGCCGAGCCAGUGGGAAUGACCGAAGAGGUGGUGAACACAAUGACUGCCGAAGCACUGGCCGAGAGCACGAGUUUCGCAUUUUCAAGGAUUGAGUCAAUCGAAGAAGCGGCCAUGCUGGGAGACAAGAAGAAGCUAGAAGUACUUUGCGCCUUACAUAAGCUCAAUGAAACGUGCGUCCGUGCUGCCGAAAUGCUAGCAGCAAGGAAGAGCUUACCAGUGGCUCACCAGGCUGACUACAUUUUGUCAACACUGAAGGCAACCAGCACUGUGUUGGACACCUUCUGCCGCAAAGGCACGACACAGACUUUCAGAAAGCUGGCUGAUCAUGACUAUGAAAGCACAAAUUAGCACGCAUUAGCUUCAUUGUGCAUUUAGUUCAAGGACCACUGCCAAGUGUAGAUGAAGGGAAGGGAUGUUGAGAAAUGUUCGGGCAACAACCCGUGAUAUGAAAGACUAGAGGAGAGAACGAUGGUGUGCACCACUUGUUUGAGACCCCUGCGCUAAUUUUUGUGACAUGCAGAGCAGUUGCUUCCACUGCAUUGCAACUACAUCCAAACAGCAAGGAAAAUGUAUAGUGCCCACAUGUGGUAAUACCCAUGGCCACACACAGUGUGUUGUGAAGACUGUUAGGUAGCUGCCAGCAACGUAUUUUGAUUGACACUGCUGCUAGGUCUGAGUAAAAAGUAAUGAAUGACCUUCACUGAGAAAGCAUAGCGAGAGCUUAACUUGAACGUUACAAGCUACGUCGGACUGAAUGUUAUAAAGCUACGUCAGAACCUUGCUGUGAAAAGAGUCAAGUAGCAACUAGCAGCCUUUAUUGAUUGACACUGCACUACUAGCUCUGAGUGAUGAAACAGAGCUUAAGGGGAGAUUAGAGUUGAAAAACAAGUUAUUUUUCCAAAAUUACAUACUUUUUUGUUUUUUGUCUCUUUCAUAAGCUCGAGUUGAAAUAAGGUUUCAAGUUUAACUGUCUAUUUUCACUACAAAAAAAUCAAGGUUGUAGUUGAACUCGAAAUGGACGAAAUCCCCUUUAAAGAGGACAAGGUGGCUAUAAAAAACCAAAAUAAGAUGAUUAUCUACAGUCCGCCGAAAUUGUCUCAUGCCUGCUUGUCGUUGCAUUUCGCAAGAAGAGUCCCUCAAAGCCACAUGCUCAAAAUAACCAUGGUUCCCAAGCUUUCAUAACGGAAGAAAUCGUUUUAUCAUUGCUCCUUUGAUUAGCUUUCAUUCCUACAUUAAGAUGUGUUUUUUCAAGGAGCAAUUUCGGACAACUCCUAGAGUUCGGAUGUCAUGUGUUUGGUACUAUACUGAUGGCCAGAUCAACGUGAAAUUCUUGCGACAUAUUCCUGAACAUGUGCUAAGUGAAAUUAUUUGCUUUAGAGCACGAUAUCAUUUAUAAAUUUUUAUAAAUUUAAAGUGAGCAAUUGGUAUGGGCUGAGCUUUGAACACUUCUCACAUUAAAAUUUUUCUCGUUCGUUUAAAUGUAUUAUACACACUUUAUUGUUAUUUGCAGUCUACAGUUAUUCUGGAGCAAUAUGAGGCCAUUAAUGACUCAUAAUUUAAGAAGUUUAGUGGCAGAAAAAUUCUGUUAUAUUUUACACAUUAUCAUGGCACAAAACGGUAACUAUGCAACUUACUAUAAAACUGAUCGCAUAUUUGAAAUUAUUAUAAAAACUUAGUGAACAGUGAACAUUUAAUUGCCUUAGGCUACAGAUUAAAGAAACUUUUUUUCGAAUUCCAUCUCUCUUUAAAACUGUAUACAACAAACUAUGACGAAUAGGUGUUUAAUAGCCAUUUGGUGAGAACAAAUGCCAGGGAAAGGCAAUGAUGUUUGUUUUAAUAUUUGUGUGAAGUGAACAGCAGUGCUGCCAAUGCUGACAUGAACACUUUCCUAAUCAUGCAUUGCUAGCUGCUACUUGGCAGGCCCGCAGUGUUGCCUGUAAUGUCUCUAUGCCAUUCUGCAUUACUUCUAGUAUUGCCUUUAGGCUUGAGAUAUUGCAGUCAGCAUUGUUACAUUUACAAGAAUUUUAUUUGCAGUGAUUAAAAGAGUUUUCAACUAGCAAUAGUCGCCCCUAAGUUAACGCAAAGUGACCUGCUACGAGUCACAUUGGCAAAUAGCGGGCAUAAUAUUUGUCUUAAGAUGUGCGCACGUUGCUCGUUUCCAUGCAACUCUAAACCAUACAAUGCUAGCCAUCCACGCUAGUCAGAGUCAUCCAAGGAUGUGGCUUCUCAUGGUACUGUAGGCCACUAACUAGCAGAAACCUUCACUUGUUAAUGCCUGCUCGACUGAUUUCUUACAGUACUAAACAAGCGAGACUGGCCCUGUUAGUGAAAAACUUGGGUUUGUGCUACCCGCCAUACAGAUAUUGAACUACACUAUGUGCAGUGUGGGGAAGUAGUGUCACUUGUGAACCACCCUUGACGUGCAUCUACAACAAUGCUCACAUGCACUGAAUGCAUUUUGGCAACUACUAUAGUUGCACUGCCCCCCCCCCCCCCCCUUUUUUUUUGUGGGUAACACUGCCGAAUUGAAUGCUUUAAAUCAUUACACCUUUGUCAGAAAUUCUGAGCUUGUUCUGCAAAAUCCCCUUUGAGAACAUUGUUUCAUUUGGUAGGUAUUGAGUAUUUAAAAGGCACUACUGUCGAUAAACAAUUAGCACAUGAACAUUUUGAUUUAUGGAAAAAAAAAAUUCUGUGUCACGGAGAGUCGCCAAAUGGUUUGUUAACCUGGUUCACCGCUCUGAUUUCUUUCUCACUCUUGCGUCUUAGGUAGCACAAACUAGCUGUUUUGCUUGGGGAAAUAUGAUGUCCAACAAAAUGAAUGUCUCAUUUUGACACAAUCAGAUUAUAGUUGUUACUGAAGCAGUGGACUGCAGUAGCAUGUGUUUUAGUUUAUACAUGCAGGGAGUAAAUUAACAUAAUUAAGGUGAGUUGUGUUUGCCACUAGCACCAUUAGGCUGUCUAAGUGCAGCAAUUUCAACUUUGCAGCAUUCUAGAGCUGUUGCUAUAGCGUAUGGGGCUUUUGCAAAUAGCACCUCUGGUGAAGCAGCUUUUAUUUAUACCCAAACAGUACUGAAGUCCAUAAGCUGACUCUGCAUUGACAGAUGUUGCGUUCGUUAGAGCACUAAAGUAAAGCUUGUGCACAUCUUUAAUUUUAUACAUAUAUACAAUUCUGUAAGUAAUAUUGCACUGUGUUUCUGUUAUGCCAACAACCAUGCGUGCCUCUUCUUCAGCCAUUUUUUUUUUCCAGCCUUAUUUCCUAUUUAUCUCAAGUGGCGUUGCAGAUUUACGUGAAGCAGUUAAACUCCAUUUUGAUCCAUUGUAAUGAAAGCAUAUUGAACGGAGCUUUUAUAAAGCAUCUAUAGUUUACAGCACUGUAGAACAUAAAAGUGCCUGUGCUUAUACGUACUGUUUCAGUACACUGUUCACUGUGCCCGCAGGUCUUUUACAGCAAGUUCUGCUGGAGUCUACACGAGAUCUAGUGUAUGCAUGCUUUGUCUUUACGAAUGGUGAUGGAGUUUCGUUAGCAUGAAUCCACAUACUUCCAGCAACGCAUUACGUUCUAGUCACUUUGAACAAGCGACACAGCGCAAAAAAGAACUGUGUGGGUGUGUGAUGGUCAUUUGUGCAUAGACAAAAAAAGCUGGGAAACUCGUGAAUAAAUACACACAAAGAUGAUGUUCUAGUGUUCCAUUUUUUCCCUCCUUAUUGCUCUGUCAAACACUGUUCACUUGUGUUCAUGGGACGUCUCAGUGCAUUAAAAGCUACAUGCAACCA
Molecule: messenger RNA, 6241 nt
Organism: Rhipicephalus microplus (southern cattle tick)
Lineage: Eukaryota; Metazoa; Arthropoda; Arachnida; Ixodida; Ixodidae
Source: RefSeq, a predicted model, not a curated record